GCAACAGUCUUAAUUGUGCAUUGUUCCAAUCAAGUGGCAGCAGUAGCAGUAGCAGCAACUUGAAGCAUCCUAGCCUAGAACUUAGAACGGCAGUGUUGGACAGUUGUUCUUCUGGACUUAACCGAUCGACCAUGAAAGUGUUUGUAGUGUUAAGUGUCCUGUUGGUGGCCGCUUCGGCGCGUCCAGAACCACCAGCACCGGGCGGCUAUCCGUCCUAUUCGGCACCGUCGUUCAGCUCGGGUGGAGAUAUUGGACCGUAUGCUUCCAGCAAUCAAGGCGGCGGCGGCGGCGGCGGUGGUGGAGGUUACAACUACCAACCGGCCACCCAGGUCGUCCAGAAGCACAUCUACGUGCACGUGCCGCCACCGGAGAAGGAAGAACCGAGCUACCCCCGCGUAGUCCAGUCGGCCACCCCCCAGAAGCACUACAAGAUCAUCUUCAUCAAGGCGCCAACCCCGCCGCAGCCGAAGGCCCCAAUCAUUCCGCCGCCACCACAGAACGAGGAAAAGACCCUGGUCUACGUCCUGCACAAGAAGCCCGAGGAACCGGAGGAGAUCAUCCUGCCAACGCCACCACCGACCAAGCCAAGCAAACCGGAGGUCUACUUCAUCAAGUACAAGACCCAGAAGGAGAAGAAGCCCGAAUACGGUCCACCAAAGCAGGAAUACGGAGCCCCAUCGGGCGGAGCCGGUGGCCCAUACUAAGUGGCUCCCUCCCGGCAGAGGACCAGGACCCCGACCAGGACGACAACGGUACCGACGGAUGCGGCUGCCCUCGACGGCGGAUGCUGAUAUCGGUUCUAACGAUACUGAUGUUGUUACAACACUACAAAACAUGCUGCUGAACAAUUAUUGGUGCGAAUGUGCGAGCGAGAGAGCGAACUUAAAUCCCAUUUUUUUUGUUUCUAGCCCUUAAGAUUAUGAUUAAUCCAAACUGCGGACGUUUUGGUUUCAGCAAAACCGUUCCGCAGUUUAGCGCUUUUUACGUGUAUAUAGGACCCUAGUAAUUCCUAUGCAAACAUCUGUUCUUAGCGAGCCAUAGUCGAAUCAUCAUUAUUAUGUUAUUUAUUACGUUAUUGCAACAAAAAAGCAUAUCUAGUUGAAGUAAAAAAAUCUAACGGUGACAAAUUUAAGAAA
This is a messenger RNA of Ochlerotatus camptorhynchus, 1136 nucleotides long. RefSeq lists its product as uncharacterized. The transcript is spliced from 2 exons. The record is from RefSeq and is a predicted model, not a curated record. Bases 132 to 704 code for a protein of 190 amino acids. NCBI's taxonomy places the organism in Eukaryota, Metazoa, Arthropoda, Insecta, Diptera, Culicidae.